Molecule: messenger RNA, 5351 nt
Organism: Mesoplodon densirostris (Blainville's beaked whale)
Lineage: Eukaryota; Metazoa; Chordata; Mammalia; Artiodactyla; Ziphiidae
Gene: PPFIBP1
Product: PPFIA binding protein 1
Exons: 31
Coding region: 567-3584 (1005 amino acids)
Biological process (GO): neuromuscular junction development
Cellular component (GO): presynaptic active zone
Molecular function (GO): protein binding
Source: RefSeq, a predicted model, not a curated record
AGGGUGGGGAAGGCGGGAGCGGGGCGGGAGAGGACUCAGGGUAGCCAGCCUGUGGCGGGGCCAGAGUGCCGGCGCUUUGAACUCCGGGCGAAGGUGAAGCAGAACUUUUGCAAGUCGUGCCGGCGGCUCUCUUCGCUCAGGCAGGGUGCCUGCCUAACGCCAGAUGUUGAGUUCAUCUCUGAGUUGUAUAGUCAGUGAAUUGAAAUGGAUGCUAUGUUUUAAAUUCCGAUCACCUGCAGACUGCAUUUCAAAGGGAAAGUAUUGUGGACAUUUUUCUUCCACAUCUUCUGAAUAAAGAGACUCACUGUUAAUGAAGAGAAUUGAGCUGCUAUAGGUUUGGGCGUCAAGAUGCCCUUUGCUGCAAUGAUCCCUGACAGUCAACCCAGAGCCAGUGUCUUGCUGAGCUGCCUUAAACUGCGGUCAGGAACGCUGACACGUUUAAGAGAACUUUAUGGAUCAGGUUGCUAAUCAGUACAUGGAAGAUUUGAAGAGCUGAAGAAAAAAACCAGUAUUAAACUGGUUUUUUUAAAUAUCUAGGUUGGAAUUUGCCCUUGACAAAUAGCAAAAUGAUGAGUGAUGCAAGUGACAUGUUGGCUGCGGCAUUGGAGCAGAUGGACGGUAUUAUAGCAGGUUCUAAGGCCCUGGAAUAUUCCAAUGGGAUUUUUGAUUGCCAGUCUCCCACCUCCCCGUUCAUGGGAAGCUUGCGAGCUCUGCACCUUGUGGAAGACCUGCGCGGGUUGUUAGAGAUGAUGGAAGCGGAUGAGAAGGAAGGCUUGAGGUGCCAGAUCCCAGACUCCACGGCGGAAACGCUCAUCGAGUGGCUGCAGAGUCAAAUGACAAAUGGACACCUCCCUGGGAAUGGAGAUGUGUAUCAAGAAAGGCUGGCACGUUUAGAAAAUGAUAAAGAAUCUCUCGUUCUUCAGGUAAGUGUGUUAACAGACCAGGUAGAGGCUCAGGGAGAAAAGAUUCGCGAUUUGGAGUUUUGCCUUGAAGAGCACAGAGAGAAGUUGAAUGCCACAGAAGAAAUGCUGCAACAGGAGCUUCUGAGCAGGACAUCCUUAGAAACUCAGAAGUUGGACCUGAUGGCUGAAAUAUCUAACUUGAAGUUAAAAUUGACAGCUGUAGAGAAGGACAGAUUGGAUUACGAAGAUAGAUUCAGAGACACAGAAGGGCUAAUGCAGGAGAUCAGUGAUUUGAGGUUAAGAGUCAGUGAAAUGGACAAUGAAAGACUUCAGAAUGAAAAAAAGCUGAAAUCUACCAAAGAGGAACUGGCAUCUCUAAAAGAACAGCUGGAAGAGAAGGAAUCUGAAGUAAAAAGACUACAAGAAAAAUUGGUUUGCAAGAUGAAAGGAGAAGGGAUUGAAAUUCUUGAUCGAGAUGAAAAUUUUAAAAAGAAGCUCAAAGACAAAAAUAUUGAAGUACAAAAAAUGAAAAAGGCUGUGGAGUCUUUGAUGGCAGCAAAUGAAGAAAAGGAUCGGAAAAUAGAAGAUCUUCGACAGUGCCUGAACAGGUACAAGAAAAUGCAAGAUACAGUGGUACUGGCCCAGGGUAAAAAAGGCCAAGAUGGUGACUUUGAAGACCUGCUCCCUUCCAGUUCCUUCUCCACUUUGCUGGACGCACAGGGCUUUAGCGAUCUGGAGAAAAACCUGUCAUCUACGCCAGUAAUGGGAUCUCCCAGUCAUGACCCAUUUAACACAAGUGCUCCAGAAGAGUUCCACACCAGCAUCUUGCAAGUUUCAAUCCCUUCAUUAUUGCCAGCAUCUAAAGGCUUGGAAACUUCUGAAAAAGUGAAAUUGCCUCCUAAGCCAGAGACUUCAUUUGAGGAGAAUGAUGGAAAACUAAUCCUUGGUUCUGCCGUUGAAAUUCAACUAUGCGAUAGUCUUUCAACUUCAAGUCUGCAAAAGUCUAGCAGCCUUGGCAAUCUGAAGAAAGAGUCAUCAGACGGGGAAAAGGAGUCUGUUCCGAAGCCUUCAGAGGCUAAAGCUGUGGUAGAAAGCAGCCCAUUUGGGAGCCUCCCUCACAAAGCUCCGGGACACGAUGCCUCUGUGGAUGACAAUCCCUUUGGCACUCGAAAAACCAGAUCUUCCUUUGGUCGUGGAUUUUUUAAAAUCAAAAGUAACAAGAGGACAGCAAGUGCACCAAACUUGGAUCGUAAACGAAGUGCCAGUGCACCCACCUUAGCUGAAACAGAGAAGGAGACACCUGAGCACUUAGAUCUGGCUGGUGUAUCGUCUCAGCCAAAAGAUUCACAGGGGAGCAGUCCCUUCCAGAUAUCGCCACCAUCGCCGGAUUCCAAAAAGAAAUCUAGGGGUAUCAUGAGACUCUUUGGAAAACUUAGGAGAAGUCAAUCGACUACAUUUAACCCAGAUGACAUGUCUGAGCCUGAAUUCAAAAGAGGAGGGACAAGAGCAACUGCAGGACCCCGACUGGGUUGGUCUCGAGAUUUGGGACAAUCUAACAGUGACUUGGAUAUGCCAUUUGCCAAGUGGACCAAGGAACAGGUUUGCAAUUGGCUUGUGGAACAGGGCUUGGGGUCCUACCUGAACUCUGGCAAGCGCUGGAUUGCAUCUGGCCAAACACUUUUGCAGGCUUCUCAACAAGAUCUAGAGAAGGAACUUGGAAUCAAGCAUUCACUUCAUCGAAAGAAACUCCAGCUGGCACUGCAAGCCCUGGGAUCCGAAGAAGAAACCAAUCAUGGAAAGCUGGAUUUCAACUGGGUCACUAGAUGGUUGGAUGAUAUUGGUCUCCCCCAGUACAAGACCCAGUUUGAUGAAGGACGGGUAGAUGGUCGAAUGCUUCAUUACAUGACUGUUGAUGACUUACUGUCUUUGAAGGUCAUGAGUGUGCUCCAUCAUCUCAGUAUCAAGAGGGCCAUCCAGGUCCUGAGGAUCAAUAACUUUGAACCAAACUGUCUGCGGAGGCGACCCUCUGACGAGAAUAGCAUCACCCCAUCAGAGGUUCAGCAGUGGACCAAUCAUCGCGUGAUGGAGUGGCUGCGCUCCGUGGACUUGGCGGAAUAUGCCCCCAAUCUCAGAGGCAGUGGUGUCCAUGGUGGGCUCAUGGUUCUAGAACCUCGUUUUAAUGUGGAAACAAUGGCUCAGUUACUGAACAUCCCACCAAGCAAGACCCUGCUGCGAAGACACUUGGCCACUCAUUUCAACCUUCUGAUCGGUGCUGAGGCCCAACACCAGAAACGGGAUGCCAUGGAGUUACCAGAUUAUGUACUUUUAACAGCUACUGCCAAAGUGAAGCCAAAGAAACUUACCUUCAGCAAUUUUGGGAAUCUGAGAAAGAAGAAACAGGAAGAUGGGGAGGAAUAUGUUUGUCCAAUGGAAUUGGGACAGGCCUCAGGAGGUACAUCUAAGAAAGGAUUUAAGCCUGGUUUGGACAUGCACCUGUAUGAUGAGGAUGACUUGGACCGGUUAGAGCAGAUGGAAGACUCAGAAGGGACAGUGAGACAGAUAGGCGCAUUCUCCGAGGGCAUCAACAAUCUAACCCACAUGUUAAAGGAAGACGACAUGUUUAAAGAUUUUGCCGCCCGUUCCCCCAGCGCCAGCAUCACCGAUGAAGACUCCAACGUCUGACCGCAGCACCUGGAUGAGCACGGGGAACCCUUCAUCUUUGUUCCGCUUUAUUUCUCAAACGGUCACAGUAUCUACAGUAAGCAACAGAUUGUUUAUUGUUCAUCGUUCCCACUUCUCAUUUAGAAGUGGAAAUGGAGAGGAGGGACUAGGUGCCGAUUCUAAAGUUGCCACGACAAAGAAGACACUGGUGAAUGAGAGUGUAAUUGUUUUUCCUCUAUUUAAUGUAAAGAAAAAAAUCUGUGAUAUAUUCUAUUUAAAGUGUUGCAUUUCAUAUGAGUAUUUUGCCCUAGUGUUUCCAUCUACAUUCACAGCGUGGAGGAUUUGGGAAGCAGUAACCAGUGAGGGAAUGAUUUUUGACAGCACUGCAGCCCUUGAAGCAGGACGUUAUGUGCUUUCAAAAUCAACAUGUGGAAUUUCUUUAAGCGUUCAGUGUGCCCACUAAAUGCCAGCCACACCUCCACCUGCCUCCACAUAUUGUCCCAUUUUUAUAUAUUUUUCUAAAUAUAUGUAUAUACUUAGUACAUAGAAAAUAGAACUUUUAUUUUGUGACAUAAGGAAGAUGGUAAAAAGAUCACAUUAAAAAAAAAUACAGUGAUCAAAAUUUUUGUAUACCAGCUGGUUCUUGGAGAGGUCAUAAAUGAUCUGUCUUUCUCCAAAACUGAAUUUAAUGGUGUUGAUCAUGCAGACUAAAUUAGCAUAUAUGAAAUACCCCUUCUUUGAUGAUACAUCACAAAAUUGUUGAAUAGCUUUUUAAGAAUUUCAACCUUAAUUCUUGGAUCCUCUUACCUCAUAAGGGAGAACUUGAGGGACAUUUAAAUACUAUUAACUUGAAUGCAUUCAGAAACUCCCCCAAAUUUUGUAGAGAUGAUUUCUGAAGAAACAAACAAAACAAAGCCCUUUACAGUAUUAAGCUUCUUAUCUUCCUCUUUGCUAAAUAUAUCAUUACAUCAAAAUACUAACAGUCUUCCUAAUGUUAUUAAUUGUACAUUUCUCAGGCUAUUAGUGAAUGGGAUUUUUUUUAAAAAGCUGAAUACUUGUCUGAAUAUUUUGUCUCAAUCAGAGUUCAGUAACUCAAAGGCUGCAAAAUUAGUUUCAUAAUGGCUAUAUUGUGAUGAUAAAAUGCAGUUCAUGUUUUUCUGUAGCACAGGUCCCAGAUAUUCUUUAUAAAGAAAAUAGAAAGCUGCAACAGAAACUGUUAUUAUGUUUAUUAUUUUCUAGAGGCAUUAGAAAGAAUAUUCUAUUUUUUAUUCAGUACUUCAUCAUGACUCAUGAUAGCCAAUGGUGGUAAAGACAGGUUUUCACAAAUUGGCAUAGGGUGGGUAGUUCAGUAUAUGUCAGUGGACUUGCUUAAUAAACUGUAUUUGAAUGUCAGUGGUAUGAUCUUUCAAGCUAACAAGCUACCAAGCUUUUCAUCAAGGAACCUGUGAUACUAAAUUACUAUUUAUUCAUAACUAAAAUAGUUAAAUGCUAAUAAUAAUCUUUUGCUCCCUAUCAUUCAUUAUUUGGUAACUGUAUUGGACUCUUACCGUAUUUGUGUUUUAUUUUAAUGUGAAUACGUGUCACCAUUUGAAAAACAAUUUGUUAUUCAAACCUGGUUAAAAAUACCAGGAGACUGUUAUAGAUGCCAAGUAUUCUUUAUUCAGGACAAUGGAACAUCACUGAUGAUAUGUGAUGUGGUUAAAUUUUUUUGAUGAUAUAUAUUUUAUUUACAAAAUAUUAUGCACUGCUGGUAUUACCAUAUGAAAAGAAAUAAAGUCAAUUGAUAAU